Cololabis saira (Pacific saury) is the source of this 1161-nucleotide messenger RNA. Its product is annotated as odorant receptor 131-2-like. The coding region runs from base 19 to 1161 and encodes 380 amino acids. Gene Ontology annotation, molecular function: G protein-coupled receptor activity. The record is from RefSeq and is a predicted model, not a curated record. The transcript has 5 exons. NCBI's taxonomy places the organism in Eukaryota, Metazoa, Chordata, Actinopteri, Beloniformes, Belonidae. Gene Ontology annotation, biological process: G protein-coupled receptor signaling pathway. Gene Ontology annotation, cellular component: membrane.
AGCUUCUCCAACGCUCUGAUGAAGAACAUAAUGGCCAUGUUGGUGUGGCUGGCCCUCAGCAUCAUCAACAUCAGUAUGGUGCACACGUUUCUGCGACACAGUCUCUUCUACGAAAAUCCUCGCUACGUCAUGUUCAUCAGCAUGGUGGUGAACGAUGCCCUGCAGCUGACCUUGGUGACGGCUCUGUAUGUGGUCAGCUACAUCUUCAGGAAGAUCCACGCCUCAGUCUGCUGCCCUCUGGUGCUGACGGCCGUCUUCACCACCCGCUCCACCCCUCUCAUCCUGGCCGGCAUGGCCGUGGAGCGCUUCGUCUCCAUCUGCUUCCCGCUGCACUACGGCCAGAUGUGCACCAUCCAGCGCACCCUCGUCCUCGUCGCCGUCAUCCUGGUCCUCAGCGCGGCGCCUCCCAUCACGGACCUCCUCAUCACCCUGGUCAAGGAGCCUCUGGGUUUCUUCCACACCGACAUUUUCUGCGACCACUCGCUUCUCUUUCGAGACCCCACCAUCUACUACAAGAACUGCGUGUUCGAUGGGGCGUACCUGUCCUUCGUGGCCCUGACGCUGCUCUACACCUACUGUAGGAUCAUGCUGGCGGCCCGGGCCGCCUCCGCCGGCCUGGCCUCGGUGAGGAGAGCCAGGAACACCGUGCUGCUCCAUGGUGUGCAGCUGCUGCUGUGCAUGCUGGCCUUCGUGGUGCCGUCGCUUCAGGCCGCUCUCAUCUCUCUCUUCCCCCGGCUGAGCCUCGAGAUCCGCUACAUCUUCUUCCUGCUCGUCUACAUCAUCCCUCGUUUCCUGAGCCCCGUCAUCUACGGUUUCCGGGACGAGCUGUUCAGGAAGUACUGGAUCCGGUACCUGUCUUGUCGGGGUCGCCGGGUCGGUCCGGCACUACUGAAGAUGAACCUGCCGGCAAACCAGUUCGUGCAGGGAAACCAGUUCCUGCAGACAAACCAGUUCCUGCAGGCAGACCAGUUCCUGCAGGCAGACCAGUUCCUGCAGGUGGACCAGUUCCUGCAGGGAAGCCAGUUCCUGCAGGCAAACCAGUUCCUGCAGGCAAACCAGUUCCUGCAGGCAAACCAGUUCCUGCAGGCAAACCAGUUCCUGCAGACAGACCAGUUCCUGCAGGCAGACCAGUUCCUGCAGGUGGACCAGUUCUUGCAGUGA